AUCUCCGCGGAUCAAUUCUCGAUUGGAGGUCCGAUUGAAUUGAUCAUCCCCGGCCAAAGUGGCGUUGCGCUCGGCUGGCCGGGUUCUAAAAUCCUUCAACGGUUGCUGGAACUUCCGCCUCGACUGCGGAUCCACUCGUGGGUGCCCCAGCGGAGAUUCAUGUUUCUACGAUUGGCCUGUUGGGCGCCGUUGUUCGUCGAUCUUGGAUUACUUGCCUCAACCGAACCGAUUAGCGACACUUGGUCCAUCCACUCGGCCGACUCCACUCGCCCAGAGGACGUAAAGAGCCUCGGCUACGAGGUCGACUGGUUGUCUGGCCACCUCGUCGUUUCGUUGCUGGGCCCCUGGCGGCCCAAGCACACGUCAUUCGUCUGUACCACCUACGCACCUGCCGACCACGGUAAGGCUCAACAGGUGAGUCUGUCCGAAACGCAUUAUCUGUACCGCCUGAGCGGUCAGGACGAGACGACGGAGACAUCUGAAAUGCCCGGGGUCGCCACGCAACUGCUACUUAGUCUGGAAAAUGUUGGCCUGGAACCCCUGUUGCCGGGCUGCCUAUUUGCCGGUAUCCGAGUGCCCUGGGCCUCCUGUGGUCCGUUUGUCGCGGCUUUGCCCGAACUUCAAGUUGGCUUGGCAGGUCUCGUUGUCCAGCCUGACUCUGUCGCCGGGCCGACCGGCGUCUGUGCUACGUGUCAUCGUCGUCAGGUAGAUCUGUUUGCUCGUCACUUCUGCCGUUUGUACGCUUGUUCUGUCGGCGCCACGGGUCUGCAUGAGCCGAAUUCGCGUCAUUCGACCGUACGACAUCACAACUGUCUCACAGCAUCUCUUUUCAGUCUGCCAGGCGAUUCAAUGGAAGCGGAGCCCUGCCGGUCAGGCGGAAUGUGGUCCGACGGACACCAGAACAGGUUGCCACGACGACUGCAUCUCUGGUUGCACUUGCAAUUUCCACAGUCCCAUGUCACUUGUGCCAGUCUGACGGCGUUGCUGGCCUCCAAUAGCCGUCUUGACCGACUCUUGGCCGACUUUGACGUCGUCUGGACGAGAUCGCUUCGUCAGCCGCAUCAAAUGUUCUACCGACCCGUGGUGUGUGUCGACCUACGAGGCGUCUUCUCGAAGUACGUCGACGCCGUGGUCCCCUUCACGCUGGUCAACAUGCAGCAGGGCUUCACGAUCUCCCUGGCCUACACUUCGCGACGGUAUUCCGGCCAACGAGGCUUCUACGCCACCUUUCAGCUGGCCGGACAAUUCAGUGGCAGUUACCAAGUCGAGUGUCGUCAGAACGAGUGUAGCCUUGAGUUGGUUAUCUCCGACAGACGAGCACCGUACACCAAUUCAACGCUAAAGUCCAUCUGUACCGUCUUCCACCGGCUGGUGCUCAUCUUCGGUCGGGAUCACAAUCACACGGUCGAGCCGACGGUCUACUGGACUCAUCUGCUCGUCGACGAGCGGACCUUCACAAGGCUUGAGUACGACGGACCAAUACUGCUGCUCCCCACAGAUCGUGUUGAGGUGAGGCAGACGUCGGACGAGGAAGGCGUCUUCAAGGUCUUCAACUGGGCCGACUAUGAUUUGGUGAAUAACGGCGAGUGGCGUCGAGUCUUGGCGAAUCGUCAGUUGGGCCUCGUCUGCAGUCAGACUCUGGAGCUGCCUCUCUUCGUCCCUGUCAGCUCAAACACUCGGCAUCCUCAGCUGCUGGACUCGAAUCGUCUGCCACACAGUCUCCUGGUACCCUUGAGCAGUCGGUUGCGUCUGCUCGCCUGUCGACGUCAAGCCGCCAGUUUGGUCGAGUCACUGAAUAAACAGACACUGGACAACCUCUUUCGCUCAUCCUCCUCUGUCGAGGCUGCCUCCGGCCUCGCUCAACUCACACCGAACUCGUUUUCGGGUCGAGUCUGUCCGCCGGGUCGCAGGACUGUGUCGACUGUGUUGUCGGGCUCCGGCGUCUCCUGCGACCAACAGUGUCCAAUCGACAGUUUCGCGGAUACCACCACUCGAGAUGAUCACUGUUUGAUGUGCCCGCCUCAACGGCCCAGGACUUACGGUGUUUACGGGGCCGGAUCCCGUCAGUGCACCGGGCUCGAGUACAUGGCGGCCACCCGUCGACACUGGGCCGAAAGGUACAGAAAUCGUACUUUUCGAACUUCCUCACCUUCGUCGGAUCACAUCGGCCAGGGGCCGGUCGACGAAUCUGACGCCGGCCUCUUGUUGCCUGCACUGCUCGAUUUUGUGGCCGCUUCGUAUCAGUCAAAACCGGGACUCGACCAGGUCAUGGCUUGGCUGAGGCCGGACAACGCCGACGCCAAAGCUGGAAGUGAGGAUGAGACACAAGUUCUCGAGAUGGUCUCUCUCAUUCCGGGCCUCACUCUGUCCAUCCGCGAGACCGGCUUCCUCCUCUUCAUCGCCGGCCUUUUGGGCAUCUUCGCCAGCCUCUUGAAUGGCCUCUUUCUGAUUGGCAUUGUGAAAGCUGGCCAGCAGACUAGACCUCGGCUCGUUCGGCUGGCCAGACUCAUCUGCCUCUGGGUCUUUGAGAAGGCCAGGCAACAAUUGCGUCUACGACUGCCCAACCGCAUCACCACCAGACGACAUGUAGCCUCGGAGACGGCCUCAACAACCAUCGGCACCGCGGCUCAUCUGGCUCCAGACAUGCCGGUUCUUGGGGGCACCGAAGAGACUGACGCAAUUGUCAAAGCGACUGUACAUGUCGUCCUUAAUGAGGCGCUCACGGCUUUCGUCCAGUCGAAAGAGGAGUACUACGAGAGUCAGGCCAGCAAAGAGGCGGAGGUCGAGUACGCUCCGGAGGAGUUGAGACCAUAUCUGGCGCAAAAGAGCAAAUAUUCCGUUCCCUUUUUCUUCUUCCACGAGAACUAG
This is a messenger RNA of Protopolystoma xenopodis, 2868 nucleotides long. The record is from the annotation of a GenBank genome assembly. Lineage: Eukaryota; Metazoa; Platyhelminthes; Monogenea; Polystomatidea; Polystomatidae.